Molecule: messenger RNA, 1581 nt
Organism: Drosophila montana
Lineage: Eukaryota; Metazoa; Arthropoda; Insecta; Diptera; Drosophilidae
Product: formin-J-like
Exons: 1
Coding region: 1-1581 (526 amino acids)
Source: RefSeq, a predicted model, not a curated record
AUGCCGAUCGUGGGACAGCAAUACGCCAACGGAUUUCGUCCAUAUAGCUCCUUUCGAGUGCCACGUGGCAGUUGUGGCUACAACAACAGCAACAGCAACAUGAACCAACAGAUUGGACAACCGCUGAGCAGCAAUGGUGCCAACAGCAGAACAACAACAACAAAGACAGCAACAGCUGCCAAGGGCAACAGUCAAAAAAAUAACACUGUCUCGAGCUCCUCCUGCUCCUCGUCUAGCUCCCUCAAUCAGCAGCCGGGCCUAAGCAAUGGCUUUAGCAGGCAGCAGCCCUGGCGCAGCAGCUACUGCAGCAGCAAUAGGCAAUUGCAGCCACAGCAGCAGCAACGCAACGUCAAGCCGCUGACGCCUAAGCUAAUCAGGCGCAUUGAGAACACCUGUGCCGCGCCCAAUUCGAGCUCACGGUAUGGCAAGCCACGUGCGCCAGCGCCGCCUGCAGCUCAGGUGCAAUCCAGAAAGCCGAGUCAGUUGGCGCUGCAGCAAUCCCAGCAAUCCGCCAAUUCCCCACAGAAACGCGGCUACCAGGCCACAAAUGCGCGUUGCGCCAAGGAGAACUGUCCGACGGCACGGCAUACACAGCGCUCCAGCAAGAACUAUCCAGCGCCGUUGCCGCCACAGCAGCCACAGACACAGUCGCAGCGCAAGCAACCCAAUGAUCUCAUAACGCUGAAGGCCACGCCGCUGGCGCAGCGCCGACAGCUGCCGGUAACGCCCAAGCUUAGCCUAAGACAGCGCGCAGCCGCUUCAGCGACAGCUACAUCUGCUGCUGCUGGGGAGGGCGAGGGCGGUGCCUCCUCGACGGGCAGCAGCGAUUCGCAUGACUCGCCCAAGUUGAAGAAGGCCUACUCAAAGAAGUUUCCACAAGGACUGCCCUUCGAGGAUGAGUUCUAUGGCCGCCGUAAUCGCUCCUAUUCGCAAUCCUCAAGCAACUAUAGUUUCUACAGUUCCGUGGGUGCACCUGCCACGCCCCAAGACGAAGAUGACGAUGAGUUUCAGCGCAAGCCUGCCACAGAUGAGGCACUGUACGUCGACUUCUCCAAGGUGGUGCACAGCCACAGGCAGCAGCGUCAAUAUGUGCCCGCCAGCUCCUGGAUACGCGCCACGCCCGAUCACGACGAGAUGCAGGCACUCAGGAGCACUCAAACUAGUCACAAUAAAGCGCCGUUGACGCCAGCUCAGCUGCGGCGCAAGAGCGCCAAAUAUGCUCGAUCCAUGCAUGAGUAUUUAUAUAGCGACGAUAGCAAUACGAACACAUCGACAACGAAGCAUCGGCUCUCGGUAGUGGAUGAGCCCGAGGAUGGUUACUAUAGCUAUGCAGCUGGAACGCCCGAGCCGCAGACACCGCCUACGCCUCGAACGGAUAUUUAUGUGGCCGCAGCAUCGUGGGCCCCCAAGCCGCUCUAUGCCGACCGUGUGCUGCUGCCAGCCAAUGUCGACAGCAAUAACAAUUGCCGCAACCACAGCAAUCUCAGGAGCUCCAAGCAACAACAACAACAACAGCAGCAGCAGCAACAGACGCGACGUCGGUCCGAGCACUUGGGGUCCACGACAUGUGAGUAUAAGUGA